Molecule: messenger RNA, 4363 nt
Organism: Marchantia polymorpha subsp. ruderalis
Lineage: Eukaryota; Viridiplantae; Streptophyta; Marchantiopsida; Marchantiales; Marchantiaceae
Source: the annotation of a GenBank genome assembly
UGGAUGAAUUUCCUCUCUUUGAGCUCACGCAUUGAGAAGCUCUUCGGGCUCGCCGUUGAUGUAUGUUCGCAGCACUUGCCACGCCGAUUCGUGCCGUGCUCCCUUUGAGUGCGCGAGUCUCUAUCGAUUGAGCGGGAAUAUCGUUAGGUGUACCAGUUACAUUACAUCCGCAAUGGUUUAGAAGGUGAAACGGCAAAUCUGCUGGCUCCGGUCUGAAUUUGAAUUCAGUAAGAUUCGUGCAAAGGUUGACUGAAGCGCCAUUGAAUCCUGAAAUUCUCAGUCCCGCGGAAGCUACCAGUUUUUGCUGCUUGGCAAGACUGCACAUUUGCCUGUUCGCCUUCUGGUCACUGUCUUGUGAACAUACGGCGAAGAAUUGCGAGUGAUGCGCUGGAAACGGAGAUAAUUUAAGACUUCGACGGAUCUUUCCAUUGUCAGUGUUGGGUCUCUCUCCAUACCUUUGACGGCCGCAAUUUGAUCGAGCGGAAUCACUUCGUCCCAGCUCAAGGGCCGACCAGCAGCAUGCCUCUAUCAUCUCUUGCAGAUGCUCCGUCUCUCAUGCGACCUCACACAGGCAGCUCUCUUGCACUAGGUUUGGACCGGCUGGACCUUGAAGCACCAAUCAAAGCAUAUCAUCACAAAACUUGCACAUCGUCCACAGUCGUUUUGCAUUGCACCUUCCAGCCAUGAAGUAAAUACUUUGCGCAGCAUCAGAAGCCUAAGAACUGAAGAGAUCAAAGUACAUUCUGUAGCGGCAUGCCUCUGAAGUGUAACAAAACAACUCAAAUGUAAUUCGGAUUAGAGCUGCUGGUUGAGUUCGUGUACUAAGGGGCAUCUCUAUCCAGAUCAAAGCUCAUGGGGGCCCUCCGAGGGACAGCUGAGUCGACGCAGGAUCAAGAGCCAAGCAUCGAUCGAUUCGAUGUUCGCCGAUGAAGCUGAAUUUCGACUUGGAACAGCGCCAAGCUUGGAUCUCAGGGAUAUGAAGUUGGAGGCUGCGUUACAAGACCUUGGUUCGAGACGCGAGUCACCACCAUCACCACCAUCGGCGUUGAAAAUGGACCAUGGGAAGGCGCCAAAGAUGUCCAACAGGAGGGCAGAAUCCUUGGCUGCUCUGCUGGGCGACCAGAUCCUCGAAGCAGAUCUGAAGUCAAUAACCUGCUCGUCCUCUGAAGUGACAGACAAAGAGCUCAGAGUCGGAUCUCGAAGUAAACGACUGGCGUUCAUGGACCAGCAAAUUGGGCACCCGGCGGUGGACCUGUUCGAGGACAAUGCUGAAAGAGCUCUGUUGUCCCCAACAACUGCCGUGAAAGGAGAGGAUAAAGUGAUCCCUGAAGCUCCAGAAAAGGCGGGAUGAUGAAUGGGGAGCAACAGAUGUAUUGAAGAUGCUGCCAGAUGGAGGAGACAUGUCUCUCCAAACAGAAGCGAUGGGAAGCGCCAGUAGAAGCAGUAUGAAAGAUUUUUUUGCAAAUAUAAAAUCGCCCUCAAGUAAAAAGGCUGAUGUUGACAUGCCCAGUGAAUUUGGAGAAUAUCAACCCUCGUUUCUUUCUGCUCCAAAGAGGAUCCCACUUGCGGGCAGAAGGAGAAGUCCGAUUAAAGUCAGGAGCUUUCCAGAAGCCACAGAGAGCUUGGAGAAACACCCAGAGGCACCUGUGAAGACCACCUACAAGGGUACUGAUCAUUCAGACGUAGGUCUUUGGUAUGAAAAAGCCGGCACAAGAUCAGACGCGGAUUCCUGUAAAGUGAACGAAGUUUCUGGACAUGCAAAGGGAGUCGAGAAAAAAACUCUCUCGUCGGGAAUUGCGUCUGCCCCUGUUCACUUUGCUGGAGACAUCCACUCAACAAACGAUAUUCUUUCACUCGAGUUACCAACCACCCCUUCACACCUCGAGGGUCCUUCAAACCUCGGACCCGACAUUAGCAGGCCUCUCGGCCGGGUUCUUGACGGGGAUUCAUUCGUGUCCAAAACCCCAUCUGCUGGAGUUUCGAACAGGAAGGAAUCCCCGUCAAGAACCCGGCCGAUUUUCUUUGAGAGCGAAAGAGACAGGUUCGUUGAACCUCAGGAGGCGUUGGAAUAUGAAGAGCAUUUCAAGCAGUUAUCUCUGGGGAGUUCUUCAGAGAAAAUGGCCAACAACAACACUCCUCACCCAACAGAUUCGAACCGCAUUAUAUCAGCAACCAAUAUACCGCAUGUUUCAAUUUCCCAGAAUAGUGCCGAGAUUCAACGGCCUGCUGAGUACACGAAAGAUGAGGAUGGUUUGAAUGUGAAGGAAAAGACCUUCUGUGACUUGCUAUUAGCGGAGAGGAAUACACUUCAGUCAAAGCUGGAUAUUGAGAGAGAUAAGUUUUUGAAGGAGAAGGAAACACUUCAGGUGAGAUUCAGCGAGGAAAGCCUGCGUUUGCAGAGAGAAAUACAACUGCUGACGUGUGCAAACGAGAAAACCAAGGGGCAGAGAGAUAGUCUAGUAAUAGAGGUAUCAAAAUUACGUGAAGAGAAUAUGUCCUUAAAAGACGAGAUACUGCGUGUGGAAAACGAACGGCUUGCCUUUGAGAAGAAAACAUAUGAAUCAGAACAAUCUCAUCAAGACAUAUUGCUGAACAAAGUUGAAGGAGAAAGAGAAGAGGCUCAGAGACUUGCAGCUCAGUUAACAUCUGAGGUUCAGCUACUCAAAAGCAGUUCGUUAUUAGCAGAGGAGAAGAUGACUUAUUUGUGCAAACUGCAUGAUCAAGAGCUCCAAAUGAUGAAGACUUUGCAUCGCCAAGAGCUGGAAGUCAAAAGCAACCAGUUUGAAAUCGAGAAAAAGCUCUGGUCUGAUCAUGAAACAACUAUAAAUACGGUGAGAAAACUCCUGGAUAAGGGAGACGAAUGGGCAUUGAAAGUGGAUACACUUCACGGUGUGAUUCUAUCUGCAAGGGAAGAUACCAGUAACGACAAGACUGUAUGGGCGGGUCUCAUUCACGAAACCGUUGAUAAAGGUCAAGCCGCGUUACGAGAAUGGGGCGAUCAUUGCAAUGGAAUUAGAAGCCAGUUCGAUCAGUUGUUAGCAGUCCUCGAGACAGGUGGCCGAGAGAUCAGAGCGAUGCAUCUAGAAGAAAAGGAGCGGCUCGAUACUGAACAUGCUCAUCUCAAACUACUUCAGGAAGCUCUUCAAGAGGAACGCGCUCAGUCUCUGACAGAUCUUGCCGCUGCACAUGAGAGACUGGAGGGAAUGCGCAACCUUUGCUACGUUGAGAAAGAAAAGUUUUUAACAACCUGUAUGCAGGAGAUUAGAGAUAUCUCUUCUGAGAGAGAAGAGGUUGUGCACAUGAGGGAGCAGUUACUACAUGCUGAAGCAGCCCUUCAAAAGCAGGUCAUGGAGCACGCUCAAUACAUGCAGGCCGAGGCUUCGGAGUCAGAGAAAAAACGAAUGGAAUUAGAGCGAGCAAAGGAGAUGGCUGCUGAAAUUGCUCAUGAAGUGGAGAAUGCUCGACAGGAGCUUGAACAGCAACGCCAGGCAUUCGAGAGAGAAAUAGCCAGUAUACAAGCUUUUGGUUUGCAGGCGCAGCAGAAAAUUGAUUCAGCUAUUGAGAUUCAACGGGAAGCUGCGCAACUCAAGCUUGAUGCAGAAUGUAUCCAGCACGAGAGUGCUCGUGAAGCCUGUGAGAUUGGAAGGCAAAGGAUUCAGACAGCGAUGGCUCAGAAAGAGCUGUUGGAGCUAAAACGACGACAUGAUGAAGAAAGGAUGAGGCUAGCUAUGGAAAGACAACAGCUGUGUGCCGAGCGGAAAGAGAAUGACAUCUCUUGUGUUUUGAGAGAGUCCAGGGCCUCGGAAGGAUCUGUCUACUCGAUCUAUGACAGCAGGUCGCAUGUCUUCGACCUCAGCUCCUGGGACAAGAUGCCCAAGAUGAAGCAAGCAAGACAAGUUGCAAUGGUCCCCACACGAGCUCCACACAUAUCCAGCAAAACUAAAAGUUCUCUUAGUUCAGGUCCUUGGAUCGUAGAAAGUGUUGAGGCGUCUUUGUGUCUGCAGGCUCAGGAAGAUUUCUUAGCGGAGGCUAGCAGAGUGCUGCAGCAUACAACUCAAAAUACCACCAGUCUACUUACUAAGACCAUCACAUGAGAUUCUCAGGCUUCAUCCGAGAGGAAUUUUUGGUGGUCAUAAGCAGUAGUCAGAAUGGGUUUGUCAAAAUUGAAAAUGGCGAGGUGAUACUCUUGGAAGCUUUCAAUCUUAAUACGGGUGGGUAGUGCAUGCAGCAGUGUUGGUAUUGGACCUAAUCAGAUCGUCGUCACUCCUGAGCUGAAGGUUUGACUCGAAGCUAGCUUUACUUCAGUUGUAGUUUACUCACAUGUUAUGUGUAUACAAAAUUUCAGUAUUCAAAGUUGUCAGCU